CUAUUAUUCACUUCGUCGUAACAAAUCAACUUCUAUCCAAAAACAACAUGAUCACGAAUUAUCGCGUGUAAACCGAAUAAUCAUUAACUCAUCUCUGUCUGAAAUUAAAAAAAUCUAGUUAGAUAGACUAAACUAGCAUCGCAUUUGCAACAAUAACAACAACAAAGGGAAUACAAAUAUUACAGGUACCAAAUGUGUAAUUAAACCAGCUGUUUCCUUAAUUAUGACGGUGUAACGUUUUUAUCCGCCGACAUACUAAUCUCCUCCCUCUAUAAAUAAAGGAGCGUCGAAUUACAUUUUUUUUUAAAAACCAGACAGCAAUGGCUAUCAACGGAUCAUUACUACCCACAAUGGAAGAAGAAUAUUCCCCCGCCGCCGCCGCUGCCAAGAUCACGGACUCCGACAUCCAGGCGGCGGAGCAGUUAAUGGAACUCAGUAAUAGCACGGCCAAUAGCGACGGCGGGACUACUUUUGUCCUCCCCGGUGACGAGAGUUCCUCCGCCGGUAGCGUCAACAUCCCGGGGAACGAUAACAAGAGGAAUAAUACGGCGGAGGAAAGGGUGGCCACGGCGGAGGAGGAGAUGGUCAGCCGGCGGCGGAAGAAGACGAGGAAGUGGCGGUCGUUGGAGAGCAUUUACAGCGCCACCGUCCGGAUCAAUUAACUAUUUUAUUUAAUUAUUACAUUUUGUAUCUCGAUAGCUUCUCCGGCUUAAUAUUAGUUUUGUUUUAAUCUUCUAUUUGUACAGUAAACUUUGUGUAUAAACGUUUUUUUGGCAU
This is a messenger RNA of Linum trigynum, 777 nucleotides long. NCBI's taxonomy places the organism in Eukaryota, Viridiplantae, Streptophyta, Magnoliopsida, Malpighiales, Linaceae. The record is from the annotation of a GenBank genome assembly.